Molecule: messenger RNA, 1857 nt
Organism: Aspergillus nidulans FGSC A4
Lineage: Eukaryota; Fungi; Ascomycota; Eurotiomycetes; Eurotiales; Aspergillaceae
Product: Zn(II)2Cys6 transcription factor
Exons: 6
Coding region: 1-1857 (618 amino acids)
Biological process (GO): regulation of DNA-templated transcription; DNA-templated transcription; regulation of transcription by RNA polymerase II
Cellular component (GO): nucleus
Molecular function (GO): DNA-binding transcription factor activity, RNA polymerase II-specific; DNA binding; zinc ion binding
Source: RefSeq, a predicted model, not a curated record
AUGCCCGAGCCCCACUACCCGUAUGACACGACUGUUGUGAGCGAACUGCUGAAACAGAAGCGUAAAGCCCGUGGCAUCAAAGCCUGCUUCCCGUGUAGGCAUCGCAAGGUUCGGUGUGAUGGGCAUGUUCCUUGUGCAAGCUGUAUAAAACGGGGCCACUCUGAGUUGUGUCGCGUGCCGACUUCGAGUACUAGCGCUGCAGGGUUCAUGCAGGGGCAGGGGCAGGGGAAUAAUAAGUCGACCUCAGUCUUAUCCCGACCAGAGUCACUGUCAUCCCCGCAGGACGAUCCUGCUGAUGAGCAGCAGGAUGCAGCUGCAGCACAAAGCCCGGUCUGCGACAGCCCAUCCAUCCAGUACCGAGCCCAGCCAAACCUGGCAUCGCUGCUUUCGCGCAUGGAGGAGAUCGAACAGCAGAUAGUGUCUUUACAGAAAGACCUGCGCGCAACAAUCUCAAUUCCUCUAGCUGGACGUUUAAGUUCUGUCGACCAACCUAGCAUCGGCCAUUCUGCUGCUCAAGCCGGUCCGCAAGGCAAAUCUCCCGGCCGUCAUGUCGUCGAAGAAGCCACGGGCGCAACCAUCUUCUUAGGGAGUCAUUCUGAUGCCCCAUUAGCCCUAGGCUGUAGAGAGACAUCGGCUUCAGGUCUUGGCAGCAGGAUGCUCGACGAAGUGACCAUGGCCCAGUUUGUACCCCGGGCUUAUCCGUUUACAAGUCUUUGGGGCCCGGACGCCACGGUCGAAGAGGUCUGUGAAACAUUGCCGGAGGAGGCUGAUCUUAUCAGAUAUUGGCAAGCGUACCAGUCAACUGCGUACCCAUUCUACCCGGUGCUAGUAGAUGUCGAAGGCUUUGGGCUAUCGGUCUUUGAAUUCUUGAACACCAGAGCGUCUCAGAACGCAACGGAACCAAACCCGUCCUGGCUGGCCUUGUUAUUCGCAGUGCUAGCCUGCGGUGCGCAGUUUACGCAUGAUCCUGUGCAAGAGAGGGAUCUAAGGUCGAAAGUCUUCACCUGUUCCUCCUUUCACUGUCUCCGGAUGUCCAACUUUUUCUACCAUACAGAUCUCGAUCAGAUCCAGGCCAUGGCGUUGAUAUGCCAUUGUUUAAGGAAUAAUCUUGACACGAAUACGGCGUGGAUCUUAAUGGGUACAACAAUGCGACUCGCCCAGAGUAUUGGCUUGCACGAGAUUUCGCCAACCUUGCCACCAAAAGAACAACUCCGACAGAGUAGACUAUGGUGGACUCUGAUAUGGCAGGACACCUUCCUCUCAUUCACAUAUGACCGGCCUCCUAGCUCCUCGACGGCUGAAUGUUGUACUAUCCCUCGUAUCUCGGAAUCUCCUGGUCUCUCGUUUCAAGAAUGUGUCUUCAAGAUAUGCCAGAUCAUCAGCAAUCAGUCACAGCUCAAGGGCGAGCAUAGUGCUCUAGACUACAAAACGGAGCUAGAGAGUGUCUUGAAUGAGGCAAGCCUUUUCCUAACCAAUAAAGUUCACUGCAGGUCUCUCCAGGACCACCUGGAACGCCUGGCGCUGAGUAUUCAUGUUGGAUAUGCAAUCUGCCGUAUGAGCCAGAUACAUUUGGAUUCGAUGCCAGAAAAUUCGUCGAGCGCUGUGGCAGCUGAUUCCCAACGCCAGGCUAUGCAAGUUGUCGAGAAUUUCUUAGAACUGCAUCGCCUCUGCGGCACGGUCUGCCGGUCCUGGGCAUUUGUCCACAAUGCUGUCAGCUGCGCCAUUACCAUGCAUAAUCUUGCCUACGUAACAGGGGAUGGACUAGCAGACUCCAAUACCCUCGCUCACCGGCUGAUGAAGUUGCUCGAGAGCGAGGCAAGAGCGUCGGAAUGGUACGACGCAGAUACAAAUCUUUAA